This is a messenger RNA of Lineus longissimus, 881 nucleotides long. RefSeq names its product universal stress protein MSMEG_3950/MSMEI_3859-like. The transcript is spliced from 4 exons. The coding region runs from base 174 to 668 and encodes 164 amino acids. Lineage: Eukaryota; Metazoa; Nemertea; Pilidiophora; Heteronemertea; Lineidae. The record is from RefSeq and is a predicted model, not a curated record.
UCGGAAAUAUUUCUGUUUGGCGAAGAGCUGGCCUAAUACCAUUAAGCCCCAUGGGUGGCGCCGAUUGGCUACCGUCACAAAUGUAAUGUACGAUUCUGCACGUGACAGACCAGCAGAGAGCAUAUGUUGGUUGGUGAGAAUUCCCUAUAGAGAAAACACUAGGUAUUUUCAUCAUGGCCAACCAGGAAGAACCUUCAACCGAGCCGGAGAAAAUCGUGGCGAUUGCAGUGGACUCCAGCAUGCACUCCGAGAGGGCUGUGAAGUUUUAUUGCGAUUUUAUUCACAAACCAGAAUACAAAGUUCUACUGAUCCACACUACGGAACCAAUGUACUUGACGACUGUAGCGGCGGCUGGAUAUGUGAGUCAGGGAAGCGGAUUGUCCAUGAAACAACUGCAGCAGAUGGAAGCGGAGCAGAAACGUCGGGUCCACCACCUCAAGAAGCAGCACGAAGAACACCUUAAAGGCAAAUCUGUACACGUUGACUGGAAAAUCGUCGAGGCUACUACCACUGCCGGAGAUGCCAUCGUCACGACUGCCGGGGAUGCCGGCGCUCUUAUGAUACUCAUGGGGACACGAGGACUCGGCGCAUUCAGAAGGACAAUUCUUGGCUCAGUCUCGGACUAUGUUUUACACCACGCGAAGGUCCCCGUCAUGAUUUGCCACUGAGCACACUGAACGAACUGCUCAAUGCGCCAAAAACUAUGUCAUUGUCAGCAAUUCCGAAAUUAUGAGGUCUUCCGUCACUAAUGCAACACCCGUCCCCAAAUACACAAUGAUGCACAGUAAUGCAUUGCAUAUGCAUUGUAAUAGUGCAUUGUAGACAAUUUGCCGAUAGAAGAGAGGUUGAUCUCUGUGGUAAAUAAAAUAUGUUUCUCAAAA